AGCGCCUGCAAGCUCAAUGCUCUGCAAAGUAGACCCAGCAGGAGGAGAAAGAGGAACCCAUGCUGACAAACAUUCAGUCCAAAACGCCUUUUCACUUUUGUGGACGUUAAACUCAGCAGCUCUGACAGGAUGGAUUUCUUAGACCGCGGUUACCUGGAAGCGCGGUCUCCUUAUGAUUACACCUUUAAUUUUUGGAAUGACUACCUCGGGCUGUCGACACUUGUCGCCAAAAAUAAGAUCAACAGUCCGUCCUGCAGCCCCAACUCUAUAACCGAGUCUCUCAAAGCGACUUUGGGGCUGGAGGAUGAUUCCCCGGUUUGCUCCUGCGUAAUUGGGCACGCCAGGGACAACGACGGACCCUUGGACUGCUACUGCGCGGCCCCGGGCUCCCCGCCAAUCUCCAUCUAUGAUCUCAAGGAGCGCAUCUCGCUUCUCAGGCCAUACGAACACCUCGCUGGUGAUUCGCAGGUGGGGAACAGAGAUUCACCCUCGUACAAGGGAAGCUUCGCUGGCUUCGACCUGCUCACCAUGGAGCGAAGACGCAAACAGACUCAGAGGGGCAAACCGGAGCCAAAAGUGUGCGUCUUUUGUCGGAAUAACGGCGCACCCGAGGAGGUUUACGGCACCCAUAUCCUGAAGACAGCGGACGGCAGAGUCCUUUGCCCCAUCCUCCGGGCAUACACUUGCCCCCUCUGCAGUGCCAACGGUGACAAUGCGCACACCAUCAAGUACUGCCCGCUUUCUAAAGACCAGUCGAGCCAGAGAGUGGCAAAGGGAGGCAGAGCGAUUGGCAAACGGCUGAAAAUCUUCUAAGCGAGCAGAUGAAGUUUGAGUUGCACUGUCUGAAAUUACUAAUAUGUAUGGCAGUAAUUUUGCUCUGUUUCACGCACAAGACAAGUCUGGAAAAAACCGAUUUGAAGAAAACAAGAUUUCUUUUGUAUGUCACUGCUUCAUUCCUAACGAUUCUGUCUCUGCUGUAACUGUGGGCACAUAGUUUACACUUGGACGCACUGCGCGUAAUAUCACCCCCAGCACUCUUAAUGACUUGGUGAUUAAAAAAAAUAAAAAAAAUAAAAAUAAAGAACCAAAGUACUGUACAGAUCGACCCGUGAAUGACCGCCUUCAUGAUAUAAUCAGAAGUUGCUGUGUUUCAAGUAAUGCAGUGCCAGUGCAAACAGCCCAGAGUGUGCCAGCAUGGCUGCUCUGGGUUCAUGACUUGCCAACAUAAAUGAAUAUGCAGCACUCCUGAUCUGAGGUGAAUGUUUAGUCCCACAGUCCAUUGGCCCAUGGAUGUAAGAGGUGUGCCAGGCCGUGCAAGAUGCAAGUUCUGCUUCUUUAUAUCCUGCACAUUUUGUCCUGAGAGAUAAAUGUUUUCUACCAAAGGAAUACACUUUUGUAUUGCAACUUAGCCUAAAGGUAAAUUUCUGUAUUGUUUAUACGUCGCUGAUGUCUGAUAUUCUUUAUGUAAUUUUGUGUAGAUACGCAUCUUACAGAUUUCAACUGAAUGUAAAAACACUGGAGGGGAGAUCUGACUCGCCUUUCAGCUACGAACACCGCAGGUCGCUCCAAGCUCCUUCAUUUCUGUCUCAUAGUUAAAAAAAAAAACACACGCUGACUUGUUUUUCGCGUGGAAAUCUGCACCCACGAUUCUUGUAAAUGUAUAAACGAUUUUAGCAAUGAAAAGCCUGACAUUCCAAAGUCUCUAUCUGUCAACUAAAAUGUUUUAUGUACUUAUUUUUACCUUAUGUACCACUGGGAAAUAUAUUGGCUGUAAAUGACCUCUGAAUAAACAUGUAAUUUGCAGUUUUCUUUGACUAUAUGAGACUUGAGCUUACCUGAUCCGUGAGUCAGUCACUUGAUUAUGGUGGCUGCAGGUAGAGCCUGCAGCAGAUGAUGACAACAUCAUCUUAAGUUGUCAAAGAUAU
Archocentrus centrarchus (flier cichlid) is the source of this 1925-nucleotide messenger RNA. RefSeq names its product nanos homolog 1-like. The transcript has a single exon. Gene Ontology annotation, molecular function: zinc ion binding; RNA binding. The record is from RefSeq and is a predicted model, not a curated record. Bases 130 to 813 code for a protein of 227 amino acids. Lineage: Eukaryota; Metazoa; Chordata; Actinopteri; Cichliformes; Cichlidae.